CCGCGGGCGGGAGGACGGGGGCGGGAGGAGGGCGCGCGUCCACACCCCGCCCCCGCCCGGGAGCCAGCCCGCGGAGCCGGAGGCCAGGGCGGCGCAGACCGGCCCAGCGACUCGCCCCGGCUGCGCGCCGCGACGCGCUGCCUCCGCCGCAACUGCCGCCGAGUCCGCCCUCGUUCCCAGCCCCGGGGCUUUCCGAGAGAAGGUCUCCACGUGGGUAGAAGAGGGACUGUCCACGCUUGGGGCACGUCUCACACCUGCUCUGUUCUUGGACAGAACAUUGACAGCUGGUUCCACAGAUCCAGGAGCCAGGCCUUGGGGAGAGACCAGCCAUGGACCCCCAGCAGCCUCGGCAUUUGGGGGCAGCACCUUAGGAGAAGAGAGGAGUGGUCCCGUCCACCACCUGGCACUGGAAAGGAGAGAAGGGAGAAGUGGACCCGCUGCCUGCCCCAGCUUGGCAUGGACCAGCAGCUGUGAUCAUUCAGAGCUGAUGCCGGGCCCCCAGGGGGCUGGAGGAGCCCCCAUCAUGAGCCUGGGCAAGCUGUCACCCGUGGGCUGGGUGUCCAGCUCUCAGGGGAAGAGGCGGCUGACUGCGGACAUGAUCAGCCCCCCGCUCGGGGACUUCCGACACACCAUGCAUGUGGGCCGCGGCGGGGACGUCUUUGGCGACACCUCCUUCCUCAGCAACCACGGGGGCGGCUCCCGGGGUACCCACCGUUCACCCCGCAGCUUCCUGGCCAAGAAGCUACAGCAGGUGCGCAGAGCGGGGGUGCCGCCCCGGCGGUUAGCUUCCCCGCCGGCGCCCUCACCUGCUCCACCUGCCGUCUCCCCCAUCAUCAAGAACGCCAUCUCCCUCCCCCAGCUCAACCAGGCUGCCUACGACAGCCUCGUGGUGAGCAAGCUCAGCUUCAACAGCAGCCCGGCCGGCUCCACGGAUGGCCACUCCAGUUAUGGCCUGGACUCCGGGUUCUGCACCAUCUCCCGAGUGCAUCGGGCAGAAAAGCCUCGUGACCGAGACCGUGACAGUUCCUUUCCCUCCGAACCUGAGCUUCACCGCUCAGACUCCCUCUUGUCCUUCCGUCUGGACCUGGACCUUGGGCCCUCUCUCCUCAGUGAGCUGCUGGGGGUCAUGAGCCUCUCAGAAACCUCUGCGGCCGAGACCCCCACCCCAGCCCCUGCGGCAAACCCCCCCGCCCCUGCAGCAAACCCCCCCACCCCGGCCUCAAGCCCUCCACCCCGUGGACGCUGCCCCAACGGGAUGACCUCUGGGUUGGGCCCAGCAGCUGAGGCGAGGGCCAGCCUGGUGGGCGAGUGUCCCCGUGUGCCUGCCGACAUGGCCCCUGGCAGGCACUGGGGAGCAGGCUGGGGUAGUGGCAGGGGCAGCCUGCACUACACCGAGAUGGAUGCUCGGCGGGAGCUGGUGAAAGUGCUGCCCCAGGGUCGGGCUUCUUGGGAGAGCCUGGACGAAGAGUGGGAGGCACCCCAGGCGGCCAGCAGGGCGCCCGUGCCCAGCACGGUGCAGACAAACACCUUCGCGUUUGCCGAUGCUGAGGAGGACGAUGAGGUCAAGGUGUGAGCCGCUGAGCGUGGGCUCAGGACCCUGCCCCACCUCCGGCUGUCACCCAUGAAGAGCCCAGUGCAGAACCAGCCCCUCAUCUGACAACUGGGAGGACCUGAGUUGUCCCCAAACCCUCCACGCUGUUGCCGGACAGACAUGGGAGGGAGGCCAGGCUUGCUCUGGGACCUUGGUGUUCCCGAGGGCCCUGCUGGGCUGACCUGCUUCCUCACAACUACCACUGUGGACCCAGGGGCCAUUCCUUCGGCCCCGCCCCCACUGGCUGAGCAGCCCAGGCUCACAGUGCGGCCUUUGUGCUGGGGAAGCUGUCCAAGCUGAGUGGGGGACAGCGGGCACACCACACAGGGCCUUUGUCUCCUCCCUAUGGGACCGCCUGCCCCAACUCAUCCUGAAGCUGCCCCCUUGCCCUCACUAGGGCUUCUUCCCCCACAUCCCCACCCCAACCCCAACUUGUCCCAGAGACCUCGAAGAAAAAUCAGGUGUGGCUUCCCCGCUUCCUGUGCACCCCAGACCUGCCUCUGGGUUCUGAUUAAAAAAGGCUUUUUUUGGUAA
Artibeus jamaicensis (Jamaican fruit-eating bat) is the source of this 2125-nucleotide messenger RNA. RefSeq names its product CDC42 effector protein 1 (gene CDC42EP1). Lineage: Eukaryota; Metazoa; Chordata; Mammalia; Chiroptera; Phyllostomidae. Bases 488 to 1573 code for a protein of 361 amino acids. The transcript has 3 exons. The record is from RefSeq and is a predicted model, not a curated record.